GUGUGGCGCCACGUGGGUGCGACAUGUUCACUUCGUCUUUUUUCAGGUGUAGUGCAUGUCAUCAUCACCACCACCACCAUCAUCAUCCACCUGGCCUUCCAUCGCUUCCCACUUUCACAGAGAAAAUUUAAAUAACUAAUAACUCCAGGUGCGUCUUGGGGGUUGAACUUGAAGGUUUAUGGAUAAAUUACGCGCGGUGCUGAGCGGUCGAGAUGGAAACACUGACAGCACACCGAAUAUAAUCGAGGCAGCGAAUGAAGCAUCCACCUUGUCAUGGCGCACAAGGGUGAGAGGGUUUGCUAUCUGCAUGGGCAUUGGGAUCUUCUGCUCAAUCCUGGGCGUGUGCUGUUUGUUCCUCCCCAAGAUAGGCCUGCUCCUCUUUAUCGUCCUUUACACGUUCGGGAAUAUCUGCUCCUUAGCCAGCACCAUGUUUCUGAUGGGACCAAUGCAGCAGCUGAAGAGGAUGUUUGACAAAACCAGAGUCGUCGCAACAGUGGUCAUGCUCUUGUGCCUGGUGCUGACGCUGUGUGCAGCAUUUUGGUGGAAGAUUUUCGCACUGACGUUGCUGUUUGUUAUUAUGCAAGCCAUUGCGUUUGCUUGGUACGGACUCUCGUACAUCCCUUUUGCAAGAGAUGCCAUAUUGAAGUUCUUUUCCAUGAUGUGCAAAAUGUGCAUAAAAUGUCAGCGUGAAUGAAUUUCCUGAGGAUUCUUCUGUACAAGUUUGAUCCAGGUCCUGUGUAUUUUAGAGCUUAUUGACCACUAAAAAUUUGCACUCGAACACGUCCCUCGGUCGUACGUCGUGCCCAACAUGGUGGACGCCUGACGGAUGCGGCACUGGUUUUAUUUUUGCCUUUUUAAAGGUGAAAGAAUUCUAAGAUAAGAAAAAAGGAUUGUGUUGGUGUUUGGGAUCAUUCUCCUGUUCUGUUUUAAUCUAGUAGAUCCAUAAAUCCCAUGAACAGAGCAUUGUUUUCUGUAUUUAACUUUCGGGCCCGUUUUGUUUUUUCAUUGUCGUCCUCAACAUUGCAGAACUUAAAAUGUCACAAGUGCCUUAACUGAUGCAAAUAAUGUUGGCUUGGAAAAUUCUGCUGUGCAAUAUUGUAAAAAAAAAAAAAGUAAA
This is a messenger RNA of Pangasianodon hypophthalmus (striped catfish), 1117 nucleotides long. It is a transcript of the gene sft2d2a, whose product is annotated as SFT2 domain containing 2a. NCBI's taxonomy places the organism in Eukaryota, Metazoa, Chordata, Actinopteri, Siluriformes, Pangasiidae. The coding region runs from base 179 to 694 and encodes 171 amino acids. The transcript has 8 exons. The record is from RefSeq and is a predicted model, not a curated record. Gene Ontology annotation, cellular component: membrane. Gene Ontology annotation, biological process: vesicle-mediated transport.